Molecule: messenger RNA, 1673 nt
Organism: Oncorhynchus masou masou (cherry salmon)
Lineage: Eukaryota; Metazoa; Chordata; Actinopteri; Salmoniformes; Salmonidae
Product: arginine-glutamic acid dipeptide repeats protein-like
Exons: 6
Coding region: 792-1544 (250 amino acids)
Molecular function (GO): chromatin binding
Source: RefSeq, a predicted model, not a curated record
UCGAUCAUUAGAAUCCAGCUCAUGUUUUAGUUUUGCUCGGUGUUUUAGUGUUGAGGGGGGGGGGCUCUUAAACUAGUGUCUGGUUAAAUAAAGACUAGCUCAGCCAUGUGGAUGCGUCUGUUGAACAGCUGAAGGGUGCUCCAGCCUACGGAGAAACGGAACGUGUAAUGUGUGCAUAUGAAAGGGGAGCGAGGAGGAGGAGGGAGAGUGUGUGUGGAAAAAGGAAGCAGAGUCUGUGAACGAACGGAGAACUCACUGAUUCCCUGGAACCGGAGCACUCGAUACAAACAAUAUACUUUUUUUUUUCAUACGCAAGAUAUCAAGAAGCUACACCACCGCGAAAAAAACCCAGGGAAAACGGAGGCAACCGUGUGUUUUCGGGAACGGAUGCCUCGGACAUUAUUACGUGAUUACACGAGCAAAAGUGAGCCCAGGCAGGGCCGUCUUUUGUUGAGGCAAGUGGUCGUUCGCCUGUGUAGCAGGCAGGCAGCUGAAGGGUAAAGUGACUGCCUGAUUAUUGUUUCAAGCCUCUGGUUUCUUGGAUCUGGCCCAGGACACGGGGUUUUAUUCGACGGGGUCAUCCUUGGUGAGGAUUGAAGUAGUUUGUGGCGGUUACUUUGGAACUGAACAGUCGUCAGACUGGCGGCUUUUCCUGAAACACUGGGGUUGUUGGUGUGGCUGAAUUUUCCCUGGAUUUGAUUGGUCAAUUCAGAAGACUGAAGCCCAGGCUGACAGUCUACCUUUCACGGAGGCCCAGCCGUGAGAGGACUGAGGAAGGCACGUGGCGAAUCAUGACCGCAGACAAAGACAAGCCAGACAGGGAGAAGGACAGGGACAGAGACCGAGACAGGGAGAGGGACAGAGAGCGGGACAGAGACCGGGACAAGAGGGACAAAGCAUCCAGGGAGAGCGAGAGCUCACGACCACGCCGUAGCUGCACGCUGGAGGGCGGAGCUAAGAACUACGCGGAGAGCGAAGACGAGGAUAACGAGAACAGGGGAGGGGCCGGGGCAGUAGGCGGGAUCAACAUGGGGAUGGGGGAGGAGUCAGGGAAGAAGGGAAAGAAGAAGAUGAUCAAGAAGAAGUCGAGGUAUGAACGGAUGGAGAACGGAGAGAUCACUUCCUUCAUUACGGAAGACGACGUUGUUUACAGACCUGGCGAUUGUGUAUAUAUGGAGAGCCGCAGGCCCAACACUCCCUACUUCAUAUGUAGCAUUCAGGAUUUUAAACUGAGUAAGCGAGACCAUCUGUUACUCAGUGUUAAAUGGUACUACCGUCAGUCAGAGGUCCCAGACUCAGUCUACCAACACCUGGUGCAGGAUCGCAACAAUGAUAACGAUUCUGGCCGGGAGCUGGUCAUUACAGACCCAGUGGUCAAGAGCAGAGAACUCUUCAUCUCAGACUAUGUGGACACAUACCAUGCUGCUGCCCUCAGGGGGAAGUGUAACAUUGCCCAUUUCUCCGACAUCUUUGCUGCCAGGGAGUUCAAAGCUCGCAUCGACUCCUUUUUCUACAUCCUGGGAUACAACCCAGAGACCAGGUAAGACUGUCUCUGACUAUUGGUUCUGAUACAACCCAGAGACCAGUUAAGACUGUUUUUGACUAUUGGUUCUGAUCCAACCCAGAGACCAGUUAAGACCGUCUCUGACUAUUGGUUCUGAUCCAACCCAGAG